Vitis riparia (riverbank grape) is the source of this 3599-nucleotide messenger RNA. RefSeq names its product pentatricopeptide repeat-containing protein At3g57430, chloroplastic-like. Lineage: Eukaryota; Viridiplantae; Streptophyta; Magnoliopsida; Vitales; Vitaceae. The transcript has 4 exons. The record is from RefSeq and is a predicted model, not a curated record. Bases 47 to 1864 code for a protein of 605 amino acids. Gene Ontology annotation, biological process: RNA modification. Gene Ontology annotation, molecular function: protein binding; RNA binding.
AAAAGCAAUUUCCAACUGUCAAUAACUGUUAUUUUUCCCGCCCAAAAUGCCCCCUGUCAAUUUCAAUUUUUAUCGUCACCUUUCUUCCAAUCCCACUCAACGGCUAUGUCCCCUAGCUCAAUCACACGCUUUAAUUCUUCGGAAACUCAAAGAUCUCAAACCCCUUCAACAAAUUCAUGCCCAAAUCAUCACCUCUGGCCUCACCCACAACACCUUCCUCUCCAACAGUUUGAUGAACGCAUACGUAUACUGUGGGCUUUUGGCUGACACCAAGCAGAUUUUUCACCAUACACCGUGCAAGAAUGUGGUUUCCUGGACAAUUUUGAUAUCUGGGCUUGCUAAAAAUGACUGUUUUGUUGAGGCGAUUGAUGUGUUCCGCGAGAUGAUUGUGGGUAACUUUAAGCCCAAUGCCGUUACAAUUUCGAGUGUUUUACCUGCUUUUGCUAAUCUAGGGUUGAUCCGGAUUGCGAAAUCAGUGCACUGUUUUUGGGUUCGGGGUGGUUUUGAAGGUAAUGUGUUUGUGGAGACGGCUUUGGUUGACAUGUACUCGAAAUUUGGGUGCAUGGGUGUUGCGAGGCAGUUGUUUGAGAGUAUGCCAGAGAGAAAUGUUGUUUCGUGGAAUGCGAUUGUUUCAGGUUAUUCUGAUCAUGGGUUUUCUGAGGAAGCGAUUGAUCUUUUUAAUUUGAUGCGGAGAAAAGGGUUGCUAGUGGACUUCUAUACAAUAAUGAGUUUGAUACCUGCUUCUUUGAGUGUGGGUUGUUUGCAGGUGGGAACUGGAAUCCAUGGUUUUAUAAUUAGGACUGGGUAUGAGAAUGAUAAACAUAUUAAAACUGCUCUAAUGGAUAUAUAUGUAAGUCACAAUUGUGUUGAUGAUGCUCAUCGUGUAUUUAGUGAGAUGUCUGUGAAGGAUGUGGCUGCAUGGACACUAAUGCUAACGGGCUUUUCAAGUGGUCGACAUUGGGAUAGAGCCAUCAAACAUUUCAAUAAAAUGUUGGGAAUACAAAAUUUAAAAUUGGAUUCUAUUGCUUUGAUGGGUAUUCUUUCAAGCUGCAGCCAUUCAGGAGCUUUGCAACAAGGUAGACGAGUUCAUGCAUUGGCUAUAAAAACAUGUUUUGCAAAUAAUAUAUUUGUGGGAUCUGCUGUUAUAGACAUGUAUGCAAACUGUGGAAACUUGGAAGAUGCAAAAAGGUUUUUUUAUGGGAUGGGAGAAAAGGAUGUUGUGUGCUGGAAUGCUAUGAUUGCUGGUAAUGGGAUGAACGGGUAUGGUACAGAUGCAAUUGAUCUCUUCUUGCAAAUGAAGGGUUCAGGUCUAGAUCCAGAUGAAUCAACUUUUGUCAGUGUCUUGUAUGCAUGUAGUCAUGCUGGGAUGGUUUAUGAAGGGCUCCAAAUUUUUUAUCAUAUGGUCAAAACCUCGCAUGUCAUUCCCAAUUUGCAACAUUAUGCUUGUGUUAUUGAUAUUCUUGGCCGUGCAGGGCAACUAGAUGCUGCUUAUUCAUUCAUUAAUAACAUGCCAUUCCAGCCGGAUUUUGAUGUUUACAGCACCUUGCUUGGUGCAUGUAGAAUUCAUGGUAACAUAAAGUUGGGGCAUAAGAUUUCCCAGAAAAUUUUUGAGAUGGAGCCAAAUGAUGCUGGGUAUUAUGUUCUGCUUUCAAACAUGUAUGCUUUGGCAGGAAACUGGGAGGGUGUAAAGAUGACCAGAGCAUCACUGAGAUCAAAGAGAUUGAAGAAGGACCCAGGCUUUAGUUCAAUUGAGAUAAAUCAAGAAAUUUAUACAUUCAUGGCAGGAGAAAAAGAUCAUCCUCAGUACUUCAAAAUUGAAGGGAAUUUAAAGGGCCUAAUCUUGAAAAUAAAAAAAGCAGGUUAAGUACCCAAUACUAAUGUUCUACUCCAAGAUGUUUCAGAUGAUAUGAAGAAGGAUAUCUUGUAUCAUCACAGUGAAAAGAUGGCCAUUGCCUUUGGGUUGAUGAGAACCAAGCCAGGGACAAUCAUUAGGAUAACAAAGAAUCUGCGCACCUGCGAUGAUUGCCACUCUGCUAGCAAGUUUGUUUCCAAAGUUUUUGGAAGAGUACUUGUUAUUAAAGAUGCCAACCGGUUCCAUGUUUUCCAAGAUGGAGUUUGUUCUUGCAGAGACUAUUGGUAACUGUAAGAACGCUAUGCAUAUAUUCAUCCGGGAGUCAUCUUGCUCAGGUAUAUGCUCAUUUUAAUCUUAGCUAGCUGCACUUUUAUUACUAAUCUGUGGAUGCAUGCAGGGAAAGCAAUUAAGCCUUCUGAAUUUGAUUAGUGAAGUGCUGUCAAAGGACAGGAUUAUUCUUUCAAUCCACUACUCCCUCCGAUGCAAUCAGAACACUUUCUUAUUAUAAUUGGUAUGGGCAAUAUGUGUAUUGAAAAUGGAGGCUUCAUUUUACCUGAUUGAAAUUCUAACUCAGUAUUAAUCCAACCACUUGGGGUUGGCUGCAUGUCUUUUUCACCUUUCAACUUUAUCUAGAGCCACAUCUUCCAUUAAAUCCUUCAAUCUAUUUAGUUUUAUCAUGUUCUUUUCUACCUUCCUCUUAUACUUUUGACACCUGUAAAAAUCAAAUCACUUUGCUGCUCUGUGUGUAUUACUGUUCAUUGCUCAUAGCUAUACCAACUUAUAAACAACUGCCCUUGUGGAAGUCCAAAAUGAUGUGAACAAAGUAUUUAGAAUGGAUUUUGGAAGAUGUGAUCACGUGCAUAAGUUAUAUGGCUAUGAGGAACAGUUAUAACAUGAAUUUUGAUUGCUGAAGAUUGAGUUAUAAAGGGAUUCAUUUAGAUGAACUAAAUGUUUGGGUAAGAUUUUUCUAGUUGAGUUCAAUCCUUGAUUCAACAGCAGAAGAAAUUGUUUAGUCUGUCAAAAAUUUCAAUUUCUUGAACUUGUGCUUGGAUAGGAGAAUGUCGAAAAGAUCAACACAAAAUGGAAAGGAAUGGAAGAAGGCAACAUGGGGUUUCAACCAACAACAAAUAGUGAAUGAAGACAUAAAAUGACAAACACAACAAAGUGUUCUUAAUUAGAAUCUUCUCUGCCUGCCUCUGAUGAUGCUGUCUUUCCCAUCUUGCAGCCUCUUCUCCAAGCUCUCCACCACAGGGUGCCACACAGGUUUCACAUUGUAAGGGACCCUCUUUUACCUCUUUGUUGCUAAGGUCAACCGAACUUUCCUUUGCAGCAAAAUACAGCCAGCCUUUCUAGGGCAUUUCAGUGUGAUGUUUACUGGAAAAUACUUCUAUAAGCACUCGCAGAGAUUGUGGCAGCUAAAAGUGAAGCAUUUAAAACAACCUGUUCUUCUGAAAUUCUAGGAAGGGCCGGAAAGUAAACUUUCUGGUUUUCAGAUGCAUUUUUAUGACAACUUUGGGUGUGUUACAAGAUAUCACGUGCAGAAGUUUUCUAAAUUUUAUAUGGUUAUGGAUUUCUUUAUAUGCAUAUGAUAUGCAGAUAAAUUUUACUGUUGGAAAUUUGGAAUAGUGUAUUAUCUUUUCUUAGUGUUUUCUUUUCAUCAGAAUCUUUUCUUUUCUCUUUCAUCGAGGCCUGUUUUAAUCUCAUUUUGUUUAAUGCAAUGCACCAUAAAGUUUAUAUUCUUCUGUCA